GACACACCUUGCCCUCGUGGACUUGUAUGUAAAUCACAGGUGGAAACCAGGAAAGGGACACACAGUAAAAGUAAAUAAAAAACAACAUCGAAACGAAUAAGAACCUGUCCGGAACCUUUGGAGUUCUUAACUGGAUUUUGAAGAUGACUACACAAUCGCAGAAUGUUGGUGUACAGAUUCAAAACCAGCUUAAUGAUGUGAUCAGCAGACUGCAAUCGAAACAAUGGUUCCAGUCAGACUGGGACAUUGCCUCCUUUGUCAUAUUCUUUGUCUUUAUUGGUGCUGUGCUUCUCCUCGUUAUUUUAGUACUUGUACGUUGCUGUUGUUGCUGUUGCUGUGAUACACCUAAAAAGCCAAGAAAAACCAAAAUAGGUGUUGACAACUUAGCAAUGGAGCCAUAAUAGUCAUCACAAGAAAACCUUGCUGAGAACAAAAGUCUUGUUGCUUAAACUUUCAUGUAAACUAUUGGUUGGCAUAAUGUAUAUAUUAUGUAGAAUUACAGAUUCAGCAAUGAUUUAUUUUAUUUGAUUAGGUUUUACAGUGGGGGGGGGGGGGGGGGGGGGGGGGGUAGUCCUAAUCUAUUUAAAGUAUUUUUAAUGUUUUAUUUCUUAUUUAUAUUGAGAAAAUGUCUAAAUAUAGUUACUUUUGAUUUUCUCUAAUAAUUCUUUGGUAAAUGAUUAUCAAGAUGCAUGUGUGAACAAACCUUCUCUUUCACCUCCUUUCAACUGGAUUUUAAAUUAACCUCAGCAUAUCUUAUUGAAAAACAAAGUUUGCACCUGACUAGUUUGAGGUCACAAAUGCCAAAUAUGUUAUGCCCACUUGAACUAUUAAUGUAAAUGUGAAUGUAUCUGAUCAACAUUUGUGCAAAUCAAUUCUGUACACAGCAGUGCCUUUUCAACAUAUAAAAGAUAAGUUUAUAUUUGAUAGAAAAGGGAACUAGAAGAUGAACAGUUUUAGUUCUGAGUUUACCUUUAAUAGCAUUUAGUUACGAUAUACAGUAGGUGCAAUUUAGGUAUUAACUAACCAAAGAAGUUCGAUUUGCUGAGUGGUUUCUUCUCAUUUGUGAAAUUUUAAAAGCUCUUUAAAGGUUGUCUCGGAUAAAAGUCUAAUAAAUCAGUAAAUGUUUCAAUACACCUUAGAUAUCCAGCAGUAUGCAAGUAAAUAAAUAAAUAUAUACACACACAUAAAAUAAGACAUCUAUUAUUGUAUUACAGCAUACAUUGAAUACAAGAAUUUACAGGUUUUAUUGCUGUGUUAACAUUUUCCAUUUUCUUACUGAGUAUAAACAAAGGAAAGUGGACUUUUCACAUAUUAUUUCAUUGCAAAAAAUUGUUUUGUAGUUUUAAAAUGUGCACCCUAGUAUAAUUUUAAUUAUGAAAACUAAAAUAUUUACUUCUAUGUAUAGCCUAGAGAUUUUUUUUGAUUUGUGAAAUCAUCAGGCUGUCACGCAGCGUUCUACUUGUUCAAAUGAAGAUUUUCAAUGUAGCCAUCAUACUGUAUGCUCAGAACAUAUUUAUCAGAUUAUCACUUUUCUGCUUUUGUGUAAAGAUACAGUGCAAUGUGUCUAAGUAAAAAAAAAAACAACAUGCCAUGAAACAAAAUGUAAUAUUAAUACGUUUUGUUUAUCAUGAUAAUUAUCUUUAGAGCAGACUCAAAAUAUCGUACUAGACUGGUAAUUCGAAUAAUGCCGUUGGUUUUGAGGAAGGAUAAUUGUCUGUACCAGUCAAAGGUCAAUUAUUUGGCAUUUUUAAUUUAGUUUAUACUGUAGUGAUUAGUGCAGAUACUCUUAUUUUUUUUGGUUCACUCUUCAUUAGCAUGGGAUUAAAGACAGGCAGUUCUGCCAUCAUGUCAGUUUCACUUGAAAGUAUUAACCUUAAAUUGUGGACUUCCUUAAGUCCAGACUCAAAGAACUAAUCAGCACAUCACUUUGGUAGUCAUUCUAGCAAAUGUGUUAUAUCUUCAAAACAUGCUAUGGCUUGCUGCCAAAAUAACAUUUACUUUGUUAUUAGCUCACAAAGUGACCCUGGCAUAAGACUUGGCAAGGUUGCAGGUACUUUGUUUCACAGUACUUUCAAAUAAUAAUGAUUUGUUUUCCUUGUAAUAUACUGAACACUUUUUUUAGCAUAACAUAAAACUAGGACCCAGAAUGCAGAAUACUGACUUUGUCAUUGACCUAUGUUUGUUCUUAAAUCAUCACUUCUUAGCAUCAAUCUAAUCCUUAACAAGUUGGGUGGGUUGUGAUUCAUAUCACAAACACAAUUGUUAAAACACAAUUAAAACAAGUCUAAAAUAUCAACAAUUGAUCUCUAUUAUUUAUGUCAUUCCUAGUUGGUUAACUCUUUGUUAUUAUGUAAUGAUUAAAGGGUAAUAUACGUGGUCUAUUUAAAAAAAUCCAAUUUGAAAUUGAGCUGCAUUAAUCUUGUUGUCAGAGGGAUGAAAUUCAUGGAAAUUAACAAGUAAAAAAAUCUACUUAAUUCUAGAUACACCAGUAUCAGAACUAAAAUAUUUUGAGUGUAAUCUACUGUAGGUGUUAGCCAAGUAAUAUAGGAAUUCUGUGCCAUUUCAGAACCUCCAUAGAUAUUUUAAAGUCUGAGAGUCCAGUAAAGAAAGGAGUUUCAGUAGAAUGUUGCCGAAAAGACCUGAGGAGCACUACGCUGCCUGUAAAUGCACAGCUUUUGUCAUCAUUUGCUUUGGAUUAAACUUCUGGGUGUGUCUUUGGAAAUGUUUACAGUAAAAUAAUCAUAAAAUGGUAAUGAUCAUUUCAUAUGGUAAGACAGUUUAUGAUCAGAGAUAAUGGUUGAGAUUAAACAUGAGGUUUGUAGAGUGCAAUUAUAUCAUUUAAAAUGAUCCACAGUUGUUAAAUGAAAUAAAAGCAUAUGAUGCUCAAUAUCUCACAAGAUUUUAAGAUGUGCCAUAUUGCCUGUAUUAAUUAUUUUCAUGAAUAAAGAUUCAUGCAUAUAUAAA
Messenger RNA from Erpetoichthys calabaricus (reedfish), 2964 nucleotides. RefSeq names its product small integral membrane protein 22 (gene smim22). Gene Ontology annotation, biological process: regulation of cell population proliferation. The transcript has 4 exons. Lineage: Eukaryota; Metazoa; Chordata; Cladistia; Polypteriformes; Polypteridae. The record is from RefSeq and is a predicted model, not a curated record. Bases 144 to 401 code for a protein of 85 amino acids.